AUGGGCCGUCUCCUGAUCCUCCACCACCACCGGUAUCUCCUGCUGAUCGUGGCUCUGGCCUGUCAGUGUCCUGCAGGCAGCGGGCUGUUUGAGUGGCUGAGGCGGACGGAGGCUCCUCCACCUGCAGCAGCGGCUCCACCUGCAGCAGCAGCUCCGGCACUUCUUGCAAAGGAUGCUCAGUUUGAAAUGGCCACUGUGGAUGAGAAGUUCUUGGCUGAGGCAAAACAGAUGGAGCUCAGUCCUCUGGACAGCUGUCACUACAGGGUGGUUGCCCGGCUGAGGGCGAGCUGUGAAAGCCUCUCAGAGGAGCAGCUCGCAAAGCUUGGAGUGGUUCUGUUUAACUGCCAGGCAGAGAUCGAGGGCCGCAGCACCUACGCAUGUACAGACGAAAUGUCUAUAAAAGAGUGCACAGCAGACAUGGACUCAGACACGUGGAACGCGUACCACAUAGUGAGCAACCGAGCUCGCUCUGUUUGCUACGCGACCCGGCAGCAGCUCUUCCGGCGCAGAGCAGAGCACACGGUCAACGCUCUCAUCUCCACAGCCACCAGCCAGCUGGAUGCAAUGAAGGACCUGAAGGAAGGGCAGCUGGAGUUGAGGGAGCUGACUGCAGCCUCCUUGGACAAGCUGCUGGAGGGACACAGCGCCCUGCAGGCCCAGCAGGGUAAACUGUACGAAGGCCAGGAGCAUAUGGAGAGCUCGCUGAAGGACAACCUGGAGCGUCUGGGUCAGGAGAAGGCUCUCAUCGCCUCUGGACAGGAGCUGGUAGCUCAGCUCAUUCAGGGCAUUACGAAGAAAAUGGAGAAUGUGAGUGAGCAUCUGCAGGUCCAAGGCUCAGAGGUGCAGGACAGCCACAAGGCGAUCGUCAAGGACCUCGCAGAUGUCCGACACCAAGCUCAGGACAUCUACCAAAAAAUUGACCACAGUAUGUUGGAGUUUCUGCAGUACCAGGACCAGACCUCUCAGUACUACAGCGACCUGAUGAACAAACUGGAGCGCAUGAACAGCACGCUGGGAGUCAUGCUGCACUACAUCGAUAACAUGCAGAGUCGGAUAGAGGAAAGGCUUCACAUGAUCCAGGGCUACCUUGGCUGGGCAGGUUUGAGUCUGACAGCCAUGUGGACGUGUAUUGCACACACGGGUUACUUCGUAUUCUGUGCCGUCCUGCUGACGUUCCUGCGCUGUCCAGGCUUCUCUCGAGCGAUGCUGCUGCUCACCGUGCCUCUUAACGCAGUGGCCGAGGUCAACCAGCAGCCAGCGCUGGAUCUCACCGGCCUCAGCCUGCUGCUGCUCACUCUGUCACUGGGUCACUGGUUUGUGAAUCGGUUGCGGGCCUGUUUCCACAUCAGAGGAGAGAAGCCAGCGGUCCCACUGCCGCUGACGCCAUGUGAGAUUGUGGAGCCGCUGAAGCAGCCGGUUUCAUCCUGCAACUCAUAUCCACCGUCCUCUACACCACAGAAAGAAGAAAAGGACGAGCAAGAUGACCUGCUGAGCCAGGACAGCUUCAUAUCAGGAAACCUCGGCAUAUCAGCAGUGUCCCCCCCUCACAGGAAGCUGCUGUUGGAGUCCAGGUUUAUGCCAAUAAGUGGAACACCCAAUCACUCCAGUCACUCCACUCCAAGGCCAGUUCAUUCAGCGGCUCUGAUUGAUGAUAUACCCCUGAGGAACCUGGGAGGUGUUUUUGAUGCAGCGAAUGACUCGCGUGAUUUCGUGAACGACUCGAGAAGCGCAAGUCCCACCCCAUCUCUAGUGAGCAACAGCUCUCUGUCAGGCCGUCAGCUGUGCAAUGGAAUCACCAAAACAGGGAAGGCCUGUAAGAAGAGAGCCGUACUGGGACAGGAGUACUGCAGAGUCCACGAAGCGGGACUCGCCUCCUAUGUUCACUCCUGAAAAUCCCCAUCCUCCCUGCUCACUUGAUUUACUAUGUUUAUUUGGUAGAGGGAUUUCUCCGCAAAAAACGGUCAAAGUGUUACUGUGUCUUUGUAGUUAACUUUGCUUGAAGAUUUAAGUUUGCUUGAGAUGCUUUGCUGACAGAUUUUUUUAAUGUACUUUUUUAUUGUCAUGUUUUUAAAUGUUUAAGUUAAUAAAUUAUUUCUUUACCCAUGAA
This is a messenger RNA of Lates calcarifer (barramundi perch), 2107 nucleotides long. It is a transcript of the gene bmb, whose product is annotated as brambleberry. The transcript has 12 exons. Bases 1 to 1890 code for a protein of 629 amino acids. The record is from RefSeq and is a predicted model, not a curated record. Lineage: Eukaryota; Metazoa; Chordata; Actinopteri; Centropomidae.